AUGUCUUCCGGGUCCUGGAUCACGUCUAGUUCCUGUUCACCAUCUGUGGUUCAAUCCUCAGAAGAUACCUCUGUAGCAGCAAUAUUUCAAUGGCUAAGAUUCAUCUUCCUCUCUCCCUGUCCUCAGAGAGCUCUGCUUUCCUCUGUUGACCUCUUGUUCUUGCUCUCACUCUUAGCAUUUUCAAUACAAAAGCUUUACUCAAAGUUCGUCUCCAAUGGCCACCAAAGCUCGGACCUCAACAAGCCCCUCAUCAGGAACAGCAGAGCUCAUCUCAGAACCACUAUCUGCUUUAAACUCUCUUUGACCCUGAGCGCUCUGUUAACCCUAUGUUACACUGUUGUUUGCAUUUUGGCAUUCACUAGAAACACUGAGUUGCCAUGGACACUCGUAGAUGGGCUAUUUUGGUUAGUUCAAGCCAUCACUCAUGCAGUGAUCACAAUACUAAUAGCCCAUGAAAGGAGAUUUGAAGCUGUUAAGCACCCGCUAUCACUUCGAGUUUAUUGGGUUGCAAACUUCAUUGUUAUUUCUUUGUUUACAGUCUCCGGAAUACUUCGUUUGGUGUAUGUCCAACAAAAUCAGGACCCUAGUUUUAGAUUGGAUGAUGUUGUUUCCCUGGUGUCUUUCCCUCUAUCAAUUGUUCUUCUUGUUAUUGGCCUUAGAGGAUCAACUGGGAUUGCAGUGAAUAGAGAAUUCGAACAAGGUAUGAAUGGAGAAAGCAAUUUAUACGAACCCCUUUUGAGCAAAUCCAAUGUCACUGGCUUUGCUUCAGCUUCCAUAAUUUCUAAGACCUUUUGGAUUUGGAUGAAUCCUCUGCUCAGAAAAGGGUACAAAAGCCCUCUAAAGGUUGAUGAAGUCCCAUUGCUUUCCCCGGAACAUAGAGCUGAAAAAAUGUCGGCUCUCUUUGAAUCAAACUGGCCAAAACCACAAGAAAAAUUGGACCAUCCAGUUCGAACCACAUUACUCCGGUGCUUCUGGAAAGAAGUUGCUUUCACAGCUUCCCUUGCAGUAGUGAGGCUUUGUGUCAUGUAUGUAGGGCCUGUGCUUAUCCAAAGUUUUGUGGAUUUCACCGCGGGAAAAAGAAGCUCGCCUUAUGAAGGAUACUACCUUGUAUUGAUCCUUCUAUGUGCAAAAUUUGUUGAAGUUUUAAGCACUCACCAAUUUAAUUUCAACUCCCAGAAACUUGGGAUGCUCAUUCGUUCCACUCUUAUUACUUCUUUGUACAAGAAGGGUUUGAGGUUGUCAUGCUCAGCCCGGCAGGCUCAUGGGGUUGGACAGAUUGUGAAUUACAUGGCUGUUGAUGCCCAACAGCUCUCUGACAUGAUGCUACAGCUGCAUGCUAUAUGGAUGAUGCCAGUGCAACUUGCCAUUGCAUUGUUCCUUCUGUAUAACAGUCUUGGUGCUGCAGUGCUCACAUCUGUAGUAGGAAUCAUGUGUGUUCUUGUGUUUGUUGUGCUUGGCACGAGACGGAACAACAGGUUCCAGUUUAAUGUGAUGAAGAAUCGGGAUUCAAGAAUGAAGGCAACAAAUGAGAUGCUUAACUACAUGCGUGUGAUCAAAUUCCAGGCUUGGGAGGAGCACUUUAAUAAGAGAAUUCUCGCUUUCCGCGAGUCAGAGUUUAGCUGGCUGACCAAGUUCUUGUACUCAAUCUCUGCCAAUAUUGUGGUUAUGUGGUGCACCCCAGUAGUUAUAUCAACUCUCACAUUUGGCACUGCACUCUUAUUGGGUGUCCGACUUGAUGCGGGGACAGUGUUCACAACCACAACCAUCUUCAAAAUUUUGCAGGAGCCCAUCAGGACCUUCCCACAAUCUAUGAUUUCAAUUUCUCAAGCUAUGAUAUCUCUUGGGAGGUUGGACCGUUAUAUGAUGAGUAGAGAGUUGGUGGAGGAUGCGGUGGAGAGAGACGAGGGCUGUGACAGUAGAACUGCUGUGGAGGUUAAAAAUGGCGCGUUUAGCUGGGAUGAUGAAAGCAAAGAAGAGGAUUUGAAACACAUAAAUUUGAAUGUCAAUAAAGGGGAGCUAACGGCUAUUGUAGGGACAGUGGGAUCUGGAAAGUCUUCCCUUCUAGCCUCAAUUCUUGGUGAGAUGCACAAGUUAUCCGGAAAGGUACGAGUUUGUGGCACAACUGCCUAUGUUGCUCAAACAUCAUGGAUUCAAAAUGGGACCAUUGAAGAAAACGUCUUAUUUGGUUUGCCUAUGGACAGAGAGAGAUACCAGGAAGUUGUCAGGGUUUGCUGCUUGGAGAAGGACUUGGAAAUGAUGGAGUUUGGAGAUCAAACUGAGAUAGGAGAGCGUGGCAUCAACCUAAGUGGUGGCCAGAAACAGAGGAUACAACUUGCCAGGGCUGUAUAUCAAAAUUGUGACAUAUAUCUUCUCGACGACGUUUUCAGUGCUGUCGAUGCUCAUACUGGAUCAGAAAUAUUUAAGGAAUGUGUGAGGGGUGUGCUUAAAAAUAAGACAGUUUUACUGGUAACUCAUCAAGUUGACUUCUUGCAUAAUGUUGAUCUUAUUUUGGUCAUGAGAGAUGGGAUGAUAGUACAAGGAGGAAAGUAUAAUGAGUUGCUAAGCUCUGGCCUGGAUUUCAAAGAGCUAGUAGCUGCCCAUGAAACCUCCAUGGAGCUUGUAGAAAUGAGCCCCACUAUUCCCAGCAAAAGUUCCCCCAGCCCUCAAAUAUCUCCUCAACCAUCUUCAAACCACCGGGAAGCCAAUGGUGCAAACAACUCUUUAGGCCAACCAAAGUCUGAUAAAGGGACUUCUAAACUCAUCAAAGAAGAGGAGAAAGAAACAGGCAAAGUGAGCUUGCACGUUUACAAAGUUUAUUGCACAGAGGCUUACGGAUGGUGGGGUGUGGUGUUGGUGUUGUCAUUGUCUCUCUUGUGGCAAGCAACUCUAAUGGCGGGUGAUUACUGGCUGUCCUAUGAAACUUCAGCAGAUCGUGCAGUGGCAUUCAAGCCAUCUGUGUUUAUAACCGUCUAUGCUAUUAUUGCUGCUAUUUCAUUUCUUGUGGUAUCGGUAAGAGCAUUUUCUGUGACGAUUGUGGGGCUUUCGACAGCUCAAAUUUUUUUCAAGCAAAUUCUUCACAGCAUCCUGCAUGCCCCCAUGUCAUUUUUCGAUACUACACCUUCUGGAAGAAUUCUGAGUAGGGCAUCAACAGAUCAGACGAAUAUCGAUCUAUUUCUUCCCUUCAUGUUGGGUGUUACCGUUGCCAUGUACAUCACUGUGCUUGGCAUCUUUAUCAUCGGUUACUAUCUUGCAUCAUCUCGUGAAUUAACUCGGCUGGAUUCAAUCACAAAAGCUCCUGUUAUCCAUCACUUCUCAGAAAGCAUAUCAGGGGUGGUGACGAUCCGCUCUUUCAGAAGGCAGAACAUGUUCUCCAAGGAAAAUGUUAAACGUGUUAAUGCCAAUUUACGUAUGGAUUUCCACAACUACGGAUCCAAUGAGUGGUUGGGUUUCCGUUUGGAGAUGCUUGGGAGUUUAAUUCUCUGCAUUUCCACUGUAUUCAUGAUCUUAUUGCCAAGCAGUAUUAUAAAGCCAGAGAAUGUUGGUUUAACUCUCUCCUACGGAUUGUCCUUGAACGGUGUGCUGUUCUGGGCCGUUUAUAUGAGCUGCUUUGUUGAAAAUAGGAUGGUUUCGGUUGAGAGGAUAAAACAGUUUACAAACAUCCCAUCAGAAGCAGAAUGGGAGAUAAAAGACCGUGUUCCUCCUUCAAAUUGGCCUUCCCAAGGCAAUGUCGAGCUCAAAGAUUUGCAGGUCAGAUAUCGUCCAAAUACACCCUUGGUUCUCAAAGGCAUUAGUCUAAGCAUCCACGGGGGUGAGAAGAUUGGUGUUGUCGGUCGAACAGGGGGCGGGAAAUCAACUUUGGUCCAAGUGUUCUUUAGGCUGGUGGAACCGUCAGGGGGCAAAAUCAUCAUCGAUGGGAUUGAUAUAACCACAUUAGGACUUCAUGAUCUCAGGUCCCGCUUCGGAAUCAUUCCUCAAGAACCUGUACUUUUUGAGGGAACUGUGAGAAGCAACAUUGAUCCAGUAGGAAUUUAUUCAGAUGAAGAAAUUUGGAAGAGCCUUGAACGCUGCCAACUUAAAGAUGUGGUAGCUGCAAAACCUGAUAAACUCAAUUCUUUAGUGGCUGAUGACGGAGGCAACUGGAGUGUGGGGCAAAGACAGCUUCUCUGUUUGGGUCGAGUCAUGUUAAAGCACAGCCGGCUCUUGUUCAUGGACGAGGCCACGGCUUCAGUUGAUUCACAGACUGAUGCUGUAAUACAAAGGAUCAUCCGAGAGGAUUUUGCUACAUGUACAAUAAUCAGCAUUGCUCACAGAAUACCUACAGUGAUGGACUGCAAUAGAGUUUUAGUAGUAGAUGCAGGACUGGCUAAAGAAUUUGACAAACCGUCCCGCUUGCUUGAGAGACAAUCAUUGUUUGGGGCAUUGGUUCAGGAGUAUGCCAACCGUUCAUCAGGACUAUAA
This is a messenger RNA of Prunus armeniaca (apricot), 4458 nucleotides long. The record is from the annotation of a GenBank genome assembly. Lineage: Eukaryota; Viridiplantae; Streptophyta; Magnoliopsida; Rosales; Rosaceae.